Messenger RNA from Aspergillus bombycis, 1179 nucleotides. RefSeq names its product DUF3712 domain-containing protein. The transcript has 4 exons. The coding region runs from base 1 to 1179 and encodes 392 amino acids. The record is from RefSeq and is a predicted model, not a curated record. Gene Ontology annotation, cellular component: fungal-type vacuole membrane. Lineage: Eukaryota; Fungi; Ascomycota; Eurotiomycetes; Eurotiales; Aspergillaceae.
AUGGCGGAGAAAUACCUUGAGAAGGAUACUCGAGCAACAAAGCUCUCGAGCCUUGACGCACAAAUUGAACAUGUGGAAAACACAGGCUCAGAAGUCCCUGGCCAGCGCAAAAAGGUAGCGAAACUAAAGAUUCAGCGCCAUUUCCGCCGUUUCUGGUUUUGUUACGUCCUCGGCGGGGUGGUGUUUCUGGCUAUCUUCCUUCCACUUUUCUUUAUCUAUAUUAUCCCUGCUAUUGCCCAGAGGGUCGUUGACGAUACCAGUCUUCCGGUCUAUGCAGCGCGUAUUCUCGACCCGACGCCCGACAGUGUCAGCUUUUCCAUUGAUACUUCGUUGAAGAUCCCCGCUGGACUCUCGGUGCGAAUCGAUCCAUUCUCCUUGUCUCUCUUUAACCGCGAUGUGAAGCCGAUGGUCCCAUUCAUCGACGUAUCGCUAGACGGGUACAAUCUCAAGGGAACCACGGAAAUGAGCAUCAGUAGCAAUAAUACGGCUGUUCUCGACCGGGCGCAAUUUGUCCAGGCAUUAACCAAGGCCGUAUACUCAAAGCGGUUUAUCCUGUCUGCAAAGGGUUCGACAACAGGGCAUUUGGGAGCUCUUAAGGCAGGCAUAACCCUAGAUAAGGACGUGGAACUCGACGGGCUUGACAAACUCAGUGGCUUUUCCAUCGACGCAGCCCGUCUUAUUCUACCAGCCGAAGAAGAUGGGACUAACCUCAGAGGAACCGCAACACUGCCCAACCACUCUGUUGUCACAUUUGCUUUGGGCAACGUCACUCUCAACCUCAAAACAGCGGACAUUAUAAUCGGGCAAGGCUACCUUGAGAAUGUCGUUUUGAAACCAGGCAACAACACAAUGCCUUUACGAGCAACACUCAAUAUCAGAACAGUACUGGAGAACCUAAUAGAUAUUGUGGGAGCUCAGGCGUCAGCAUUAAUGGAUGGUAAAUUGGAAAUAUCGGCGUCGGGAAAUUCCACAGUUUACAAUGGGAAGCAUAUUCCGUAUUUCGAAGAAGUACUGAAUAAUCUCACAAUCACAGCGCGAGUACCAAUCAUGACAAUCCUGAGUGAUACGUUGGCUGGACUGAGGAACUCUGGCUUGUUGGAUGGGUUAAAUGGGGCCAUGGGCAGUGCGGGGGGCUUGCUCGGCAAUGUUGCAAAUUUGUCAAAUAUCCUUGGAGACUAA